Messenger RNA from Coregonus clupeaformis (lake whitefish), 2259 nucleotides. RefSeq names its product ATG10 autophagy related 10 homolog (S. cerevisiae) (gene atg10). The transcript has 6 exons. Gene Ontology annotation, biological process: protein lipidation; macroautophagy; protein modification by small protein conjugation. The coding region runs from base 912 to 1619 and encodes 235 amino acids. Gene Ontology annotation, molecular function: Atg12 transferase activity. The record is from RefSeq and is a predicted model, not a curated record. Gene Ontology annotation, cellular component: intracellular anatomical structure. Lineage: Eukaryota; Metazoa; Chordata; Actinopteri; Salmoniformes; Salmonidae.
ACUGCUGUAGCUGUACCCAUGGUGUUGGAGAUCAGAGGUGUCCUGUGAGAGAAAAGCAGGUUGAGGUUGCCAGGAUCAGAGUAGUGCAGAAGGUGUCAUAUGCUGAGGCAGUGAAGAGAGUAGUAGAGGAAGAUGGGUCCAGGGUGAGGGAUCCUAAGAGGAUCCCUGCGAGUAAGCCGAGACCAAUAGAGAGUGAUAGGAAUAACAGGAAGGUUGUUUUUUUGGGCGUUCAUGGCCAUGGUUGUCAAUUGUACUGCAGGAAUGGAACAUAAAUCACAAAGGAUAGAUGCUGUUGUGGCAGCUGCAGAAAAGUACUUGGGUGUACGAGAUUUUACUGCAGAAGCGUUACAAGAUGUUUUGAAUGAUAGUGUCCCUGGAGUAGGAUCAGAUAGGACCAAAGUAGUGGAAUAGUGGUGAGGUUUUGGUAGCAGGGUUGGUUGGUCACAAAGUGUAACGAAUUAAUACUACAGAAUAGUAGGCUGAUACACAGCCAAUGCAGUAGGUGGCAGCAUGCACCAAUAACAUUUACUUGUGAACCGCCAUAAUACAGAACAAAAAGCAGAAGAAGAAGAAACCCUAGCCCCUUGAGUAUAACACCAGCACCAUAUCAAGAUGGUAUAAAACGAACACAGCUGAACUGGAAUCACAGCAAACUACGUGUGACAUAAUAAUCAUCAAUUUUCAUAUAAAUGAAAUUAUCCAGACAAAUAAAUACAAUCAAGAAUUCUAUUAAUUCACUUGAAACCACCUGUGAGGAACAUACAAUAACUCAAUGGUAAGGGAUAUGUCGCAAUGGUAAAGGAUCGUGGAAUUCCGUCAGUGUAGCAGAAGGGGUGGUUUAUAAGCGCCAAAUCUGAUUGGCUCUUUCCUCAUUCUCCCUCCGCAAACGAGAUCCCGGAAGUUGCCCCGAGAUGAGUAGCUGUUUUCUGGAUGAGGAGACUUUCACUCAGUGCAGUCAGCUGUUCCUCCAACACUCCCACUCCCUCUGUGAUGGCUGGAGCUGGGAACAAGUGAAGGGUUCUGAAGAGGGCUACCUGAGGAAGACUGCACUGGGGACCGGCAGAACCAGAUGUAACCGGGACCAGCAAGGCACCAGUUCAGACCAGCACCAGGAGAGGACCUCCUCCCUCUCUCUCCAUAAUGAUGAAGAAGAUGAUGAAGGAGCAGUGUGUUGUAAACAGGAGGAGGGCAGUAGUAGUAGUAGUGUGGUUCAGUAUGAAUACCACAUCCUCUACUCCUGCAGCUACCAGACUCCUGUCCUCUACUUCAGAGCCUCAACCCUGGAGGGUAGGAGUCUGUGUCUAGAGGAGGUAUGGGACAGUGUUCAUCCUAACUACAGACAGAGACUACAACACAGACCCUGGGACACCAUCACACAACAGGAACACCCGUUGCUAGGCCAGUCGUUCUUUGUGCUCCACCCCUGCAGGACAGAGGAGUUUAUGAGGCCUGUUCUAAAAGCUGCCCUGGAAGAACACAGACAGGUGAACUACAUAGUGACCUGGCUCAGUGUGGUGGGUCCUGUUGUGGGACUGGAUGUUCCUCUCAGCUACUGUACACAGGUACCUGAACCCUCCAGCUCUCCACAGCCCCCAGCCCUAGGGACAAAGCCAGGCUGAAUGGAUCUCACAGACAAGCAUCACAUCUAGCGUGGACAACACGUAUUGCCAAAGCGAAUUUGACAUCAGCUUGAGAUGUGUUGAUGAGGUCUGUCCAGUGGGCAUGAGAUGGAGGAGAGGGCAGCUGUUUUUCACAGCAAGUCUGUAGAGAGAACUGGAACAUGAAGCACUGCUGGCACCUAGUGGUGAAAAAUACAUUACUGCAACUUUACAGGCCUGUCAGAACUGCUAGGUUGAAUCAGCCCAGGUGAUGGAUCUAAGAAGUGGGAGUGGGGUGACAAAUAGAUGUGGGACAGGGCCCACUAUGAGUGCUGAUAUCUGUGAAAAGGAAACACACUUCUCCUUUUGUCAGAACAGACCUGGUCUUAGGAGACUAGACAACCAUGGAGCAACCAGAGAUAUCUAUUAAUUUCUAUGGGAGCAACUCUAUCCUUGUCAAAGUUGUUUUGGAAUAAGACCAUGAAAGUCUAUUUUAUCCCUGGAUGGGGGACUGAAGAUGAAGUCAGACGUAACUGUUAUGUUUCCCAUGACCUCAAACUUUUAACUUGAAAUACUCCUCUCAUUAUCACCUAACAUGUCCAACAAUCAUGUUGUAACUUUUUGAUUUCUUGGGCAUAAAGUUGAUGACAAACACACUGUU